This is a messenger RNA of Phytophthora nicotianae INRA-310, 396 nucleotides long. RefSeq lists its product as hypothetical. Bases 1 to 396 code for a protein of 131 amino acids. The record is from RefSeq and is a predicted model, not a curated record. Lineage: Eukaryota; Oomycota; Peronosporomycetes; Peronosporales; Peronosporaceae. The transcript has 2 exons.
AUGAGCCACCACAAGCGUCUGCGCGAUUUUAUCAAGCACAACGACGUCACGCAAAAGGAAGUUCGCGACUCCAUUUGUAUUCAGGGACGCUUUCUCUGGUCUGCCCCCGAGACCAAUGGAAAUUAUCACUUUUUGCGUCUCUAUCUCAGCGAGCAGCAAGCACCAGAACCGCUUCGCCAACAGCAGCAGGAAUUCCAGGCUGCACAUCGUGAGGAUGCCUUCAAGACAAACCAGUAUCUCAUUACCGUCUCCCUCUAUGAAGUGGCAUCAAACGAUCCCAACCUCCCAGUUCCAGGUGCCGUCAUCUCAUUCUCGCCCACCAAGGCCAGCAUUUACCGAAACUGUUGCCAAGUGAACGCCAAGCUAGCGGGAAUUUCGACAAUCAACAUGCCGUGA